Messenger RNA from Megalops cyprinoides (Indo-Pacific tarpon), 2913 nucleotides. RefSeq names its product ariadne ubiquitin-conjugating enzyme E2 binding protein homolog 1 (Drosophila) (gene arih1). Gene Ontology annotation, biological process: protein polyubiquitination; positive regulation of proteasomal ubiquitin-dependent protein catabolic process; ubiquitin-dependent protein catabolic process. Gene Ontology annotation, molecular function: ubiquitin conjugating enzyme binding; zinc ion binding; ubiquitin protein ligase activity. Gene Ontology annotation, cellular component: ubiquitin ligase complex; nucleus; cytoplasm. Bases 139 to 1737 code for a protein of 532 amino acids. Lineage: Eukaryota; Metazoa; Chordata; Actinopteri; Elopiformes; Megalopidae. The transcript is spliced from 14 exons. The record is from RefSeq and is a predicted model, not a curated record.
AGCAGCGGCGCUUGUGUUGUUAUUUUUUCUGCGGCUGAAAAUUUGAAGUCUCCACAUUAUUUCUGUUUUAUUCUGCUCAGCUCGGUACCGAUUUCGUGUUUGAACCCUUUCUUAACACAAUCCGUAACUGACCCAGUAAUGGACUCGGACGAGGGUUAUAAUUAUGAAUUCGACGACGAGGAAGAGGAAUGCAGCGAAGACAGCGCUGAAGGGGAACCCGAAGACGACACCCUGGAGCUCGGGGAGGUGGAGCUGGUUGAUCCUGUAGUGGCCGGUGGUGAGCGGGACGAGUGCGGGGAGACCGGAGGAAGUGGCCUAGGGCCGGGUCAGGAUGAAGAGGACUAUCGCUUCGAAGUGCUCACUGCCGAACAGAUCCUCCAGCAUAUGGUGGAGUGUAUCAGGGAGGUCAACGAGGUCAUCCAGAAUCCUGCAACUAUAACAAGAAUACUUCUUAGCCACUUCAAUUGGGACAAAGAGAAGCUGAUGGAAAGGUACUUUGAUGGGAACCUGGACAAGCUGUUCUCUGAGUGUCACGUCAUAAACCCCAGUAAGAAAUCUCGGACGCGCAUGAUGACCACGAGGUCCUCGGCGCAGGACCUGCCCUGUCAGAUCUGCUACCUGAACUACCCCAACUCGUACUUCACAGGUCUGGAGUGUGGUCACAAAUUCUGCAUGCAGUGCUGGGGUGAUUACUUAACAACCAAAAUCAUCGAGGAAGGAAUGGGACAGACCAUUUCCUGUCCUGCUCACAGCUGUGAUAUUUUGGUGGAUGACAACACCGUCAUGAGACUUAUAACAGAUUCAAAAGUGAAGUUGAAGUACCAACAUUUAAUUACCAAUAGUUUUGUAGAGUGCAAUCGACUGUUAAAAUGGUGCCCCGCGCCGGACUGCCACCACGUUGUCAAAGUCCAGUACCCUGAUGCCAAGCCUGUCAGGUGCAAAUGCGGCCGCCAGUUCUGUUUCAACUGUGGAGAGAACUGGCACGAUCCUGUCAAGUGCAAGUGGUUGAGGAAGUGGAUUAAAAAGUGCGACGAUGACAGCGAGACGUCAAACUGGAUUGCAGCGAACACAAAGGAGUGUCCCAAAUGUCACGUGACCAUUGAGAAGGACGGGGGCUGCAAUCACAUGGUGUGCCGGAACCAGAACUGCAAAGCAGAGUUCUGCUGGGUUUGCCUGGGUCCCUGGGAGCCGCAUGGCUCUGCCUGGUACAACUGCAAUCGCUACAAUGAAGAUGACGCAAAAGCAGCAAGAGAUGCACAAGAGAUGUGUGCCUCGCAGCGCUCCCGUGCGGCCCUGCAGAGGUACCUGUUCUACUGCAACCGCUACAUGAACCACAUGCAGAGCCUGCGCUUCGAGCACAAGCUCUACGCCCAGGUCAAGCAGAAGAUGGAGGAGAUGCAGCAGCACAACAUGUCCUGGAUCGAGGUGCAGUUCCUGAAGAAGGCGGUGGACGUGCUCUGCCAGUGCCGCUCCACCCUCAUGUUCACCUACGUCUUCGCGUUCUACCUCAAGAAGAAUAAUCAGUCCAUUAUCUUUGAGAACAAUCAGGCUGACCUGGAAAAUGCCACAGAGGUGUUGUCUGGAUACCUGGAGCGGGAUAUUUCCCAGGAUUCCUUGCAGGACAUCAAACAGAAAGUACAGGAUAAGUACAGAUACUGUGAGAGCCGACGGAGAGUGCUUCUGCAGCACGUGCACGAAGGCUACGAGAAGGACCUGUGGGAGUACAUCGAGGACUAAGGACUCAGCCCGCUCACCGUGAACUCUUGACUAUAACUCUGCCUGACGAGAGUGCUGAUGCAAUUACCCUGGACAGCACUGAACUCUGCUGUCACUGCUGGUCACCACCCAAAAAAAUUGCAUCUUUUUUCCCCCCUAUUUUCUUUAAUGGAAACUUUUAAAGUAAAUUAUAUUGAAAUAAGAGGUAGAAUAUUGAAUAAUUAAUUGUACAACAGUAUUGUUAGCAGCAGAGUGGAGUGUGAACGACACUGAAAAAAAAUACUACAAAAACAUACCCCUCCAGGCUUGUAUUGUAACAUCUUUUUUCAAAUCUUUUUUCUGUUUUCUGUGGAUGUUUUUUUUCCUGUUUCCAUUUUGACUUUUUGUGUGGGGAAAUGGGCUUUGUUUUUAACACAGCUUUAAAUGUCCCUGCCUAUGUCUGCUGUAUGUGGUGAGAUCCCUGUUUGGGUUGCUGAAUGUUGAUUGGCUGAUUGUAAGGGGCAAAACCUUUUUGGUAUAAAAAAUUGAGCAAAAAAAAACCUACAAAAAUGAAAGGAAAUCCGUAUUUUUCAAUUUGUAAAUAAUGCAUAUGCAUGGAAAUUCAAGAGCAAGCGUGGCACGUGUUUGCAUAAUUUUUAAAUUUAAAAAAAAUAUUUAUUCUUUACAAAUAUUCAAAAAGAUGUAUAUUUGCUGUGUAGUUUCGAGUAUUUCUCCCAGCUUUUUUGUGUGGAGGGUGUGAGGCUGAAUGUUUGGCGCAGGACAAGACAAGCCCCCCCUUCUCCUCCACUGUCCUCACAGCAGUUGGUUCAGAUGCUUAGAGAACUGAAUCUGCCAAAACCAAACCUGCCAAGUGGUGGCAUUUCUUGCAUUGCUGAUAGAAACCGUCAUUUUAGAGCAGGUCUAGGGUAGACAGUGGUUCAGUGACAUUGUCAUAGGGCUUGUUUGUGAAGCUGAAGUUGCUUAGAAAUGUCCUGCAACCUUGGAUACGAUCAGCCAAUGACACGUGGCGUCGUAGACAGUGGCGAGUGAGUCGGCAUAAAAAGACUGAAUAGUUUUAAUGAAAUCACCUCCUCGACACCUCCCCCUUUCAUUUAACCCCUUUUAGUUCUUUUGAAAAUGUAAUAUGAUUUCAAAAUGACACGUAUCAGUUGUUUCAUUAGAGCCAAACUGAGUGACAUUCACUCAUUCACACCCCCC